AUGCGUCGGAAAGAGCAAUCUUUGUUUCCCAGCGGCAGCCGAGGCAGAAGUUUGAUUGCAACCAGAACAAACCAACAGCAACGCAGAAUGCAAGGUGUAAAGACCCAGCUACCAAGGAGCUAUUCAUCACCUGGCACUCAGAAUGAGGGUAGUCCAAGCGAAAAUCAGAACAAAGGUUACAUGAUGCGGAGCUUUUCUUCACCUGAGCCAAAGCAGACGAGUGGCAGACGGAAUUCAGAGACCUUCUACCGAUCGGAAUCGCUUGGAUCAAGAAGUGAAUUAGAUUCUGACUUGGAAAACUUCGAGCAGUUCGACGAUAGUCUAAUGGAUAUUGAUGCAGACAAUGACGAUAUUUAUGGUCAAUUUCACAGAAGUCCAGAAAGAGACACGCCUAAACGUGUCAUCACUAGUCUUCUUCCUGGUAGCGGUCUGCAAAGAAUUGCUAUACGUCCCAUAAUUUCCAGUGCUGCGAACAAUCAGAAAAAAAUAAAAAUGGAAAAAGCUGAAAAUAAAAAAAUAUCGCGGCUCAAUUUCCGUCCACUGAUCGUGAAAAUGCCAAGUCCGACAUCAUUCCAUUCCGAUUCAGAACACUCUUUAGGCGUCGAAGAGUUGCAAACAUCACCACAGCUCGAACUAGAAGGGUCUGAGCUGGACAGAGAGUUUGAUAAAGCAGAGGAACAUCUGAAGAGGGAAGUUGCCAUGGCAGCCGCUGAAAGUGAUAAUGAGGUUAGUCUU
Brenthis ino (lesser marbled fritillary) is the source of this 735-nucleotide messenger RNA. The record is from the annotation of a GenBank genome assembly. NCBI's taxonomy places the organism in Eukaryota, Metazoa, Arthropoda, Insecta, Lepidoptera, Nymphalidae.